GAAAAAUAUUCUCAAGUAAUUUAUUUUCCCCCAAAGACAGGAUAGUUUCACGUAUAAUCCUAACCUUGUAUCCGACGACAACAUCUGAAGCCUUUCACGUCAACGUCUCAUCUUGCAUUCUCGGAAGACAUAGACAUCGUCAACCCACCCACCAUGUCGGCUAAUCCAGAGCUCACAAACGGCACUCAUGAACCUCAACACUCCGCCGUCCACCUCCCACGUCCAAAUCCAGGUCUCUGGACUACCAAAGACCACAGAAUCUACAGCGCACCAUCACCAGAGCUGAAGCUCGGCCCGGACGACUGCAUAGUCCACGUACGAGUGAAUGGUAUCUGUGGAUCCGAUCUCCACUUCUGGAAAAGCGGUGCGAUCGGUACCUGCAUCGUCGAAGACGACUACAUCCUCGGGCACGAAGGCGCCGGCGAGAUUUUCCAAGUUGGCUCAAAUGUCACACACCUAAAACCCAGUGAUAAAGUAGCCAUCGAGCCCGGCAUGCCAUGCGAACAAUGCUACCACUGCACGACUGGGGAUUAUAAUCUCUGCCCCGACGUAGCAUUUAGCGGCGUCUGGCCGUACCACGGCAGUAUUCGUCGGUAUCACGUCCAUCGCGCCAAAUACUUACACAAGAUCCCCUCCACGAUGGAUUUCACAGAAGGGGCCUUGCUGGAACCACUCAGCGUCGUGCUGCACGGAAUGGAGCGCUCGCCGCUUCGUCUUGGACAGCCGGUUUUGAUCUGUGGUACUGGGCCGAUCGGACUCAUUGCUCUUGCGGCUGCGAAAGCUAGUGGAGGGUUUCCGUUGGUUAUCACGGAUGUGGAUGCUGCGAGGUUGUCGUUUGCGAAACAGUUCGUGCCGGAGUGUGAGACGUUCCUUAUUCCGUUGAGCGGAUCGCCUGAAGAGCAUGCGGCGGGUAUUCGAAGUGUGUUUGUCAAUGAUCUGGGGAGCGAGGAGCCGCCUGUGGUGUAUGAGUGUACUGGUGUGCAAAGCAGUGUGCAUACAGCUUCUUAUGCAUGUAAGAGAGGGGGCGAAGUAAUGGUUAUUGGUGUUGGACGGGCGAUCAUGGAUGGCUUGCCGUUCAUGCAUUUAAGUUUGGCGGAGAUCGAUUUGAAGUUCAUCAAUCGAUAUCACCACUCUUGGCCAUUUGCUAUUCGGCUCAUGCAGUCGGGUUAUAUUAAUCUGAAGCCUCUAGUCACGCACACAUUCACUCUCGAAGAAGCAGUGACAGCAUUGGAGACAGCUGGUGACCGAACCAAGGCAUCCGUAAAGAUUCAUAUUGUGGAUAAUUAGUUGAGUGGUUGUGGAGAUCCUUUGGACACAGUGUAUGAAACGAGAAUGUGUAUGC
Messenger RNA from Mollisia scopiformis, 1342 nucleotides. Its product is annotated as GroES-like protein. The transcript is spliced from 3 exons. Gene Ontology annotation, biological process: D-sorbitol catabolic process. Lineage: Eukaryota; Fungi; Ascomycota; Leotiomycetes; Helotiales; Mollisiaceae. The coding region runs from base 154 to 1287 and encodes 377 amino acids. The record is from RefSeq and is a predicted model, not a curated record. Gene Ontology annotation, molecular function: L-iditol 2-dehydrogenase (NAD+) activity; zinc ion binding.